This is a messenger RNA of Pseudomyrmex gracilis, 1155 nucleotides long. Its product is annotated as actin cytoskeleton-regulatory complex protein PAN1-like. Lineage: Eukaryota; Metazoa; Arthropoda; Insecta; Hymenoptera; Formicidae. Bases 1 to 1155 code for a protein of 384 amino acids. The transcript has 4 exons. The record is from RefSeq and is a predicted model, not a curated record.
AUGUCGAAAUCACGAAGUAACCCAACAAAAUUGGGACGUAAGUUGGCAGCGGCGGCAGUGGCAACGACGUCGACGGCACCGACGCUGCUGUUGACGCCGACGCCAACGCCGCUGACGAAGAAGGAACCAAAAAACAUUACAAGGACAACGGCAAUGUCACCGCUAGCGGUGACUGGAAGACCGGCGGCAUCGUCGUCGUUGUCGUCGUCGUCGUCGCCGUCGCCAACGCCGACAACGAUUACGAAUCAGAAAAUCGUUACAAAGACAACGGCGACGUCACCGCUAGCGGUGACUGAAAGAGCGGCGGCGGAGAAGACAAUCGCGUUGACAUCGGCGUCGGCGUCGUCGUCGUCGCCAACGCCAACGCCGCCGAAGAUAACAGAAGUUUACAGAAGUAUUCAAGCGACGAAGACUACGACGUCACCGCUAACAGCGGAAGGCAGAGCGGCGGAGUCACUAUCAGUGAAAAAAAAGACGGGGCCAAGAUCGUGGUCGGCUAGAGGAAACUGGAAAAAAAUGCACUUACUAAGUGGUGAUUUCAAUGUGAAAGACAGUGAGCGCUCUGAUAGACCACAAAAAUGCGAAGACGAGCAAUUGCAAGAGUUAUUGGAUGAUGACCCAACUCAAACUCAACGGCAAUUAGCAGAAGCAUUACAUGUGUCACAAGAAACAAUCAGCAGACGUUUACAAGCAAUGGGAAAGAUCAAUAAACUCGGUAAAUGGGUCCCACACGAUUUGAAUGAACGUCAAAUGGAAAAUCGCAAACGAAUUAAUAAUGCGGUGCGUGAGGCGGUCGGUCGCGAAAAAUUGAAUAAACAAAUAGAAAAAGCAGUCACUGAGGCGUUGACUUCAUCAUCAAGAACGGCGAUGUCCCUACCGACCAUUCCGCUGCCAUACAUGUUUGCCCCUUCCGGAUAUAUAUCAGCAUCGCCUGCACAACAAAGUUACGUCGUGCCCGUGCCGCCUGCACAACCAGGUUACAUGCCCAUACCGCCUGCACCACCAGGUUACGUGCCCAUCCCGUCUGCACCACCAGGUUACGUUCCCAUGCCGCCUGCACCACCAGGUUAUGUUCCCGCGCCGCCUGCAUCAUCGGGAUAUAUGCCGUCUGCACUCCCGGGUAUGUUUCACCUUAUCCUGGAAGAACAUAUUUAA